GCUCUGUUUACGCAGAAAAGACGUUCGAUUUCUAUUGGAGAUAAAUUGUGCUAGCAAACCACACCUUAGCAACUGGACUUAGCAACUUAAAAUCUUAUUGUGUCUUUAUCAGUUGGACGUUUUUGGAGAAAAAAGCACGGAUAAAGAAUGGCUUCUAGAGGGACAUCAGAAACAAGCAAACUGAGACAAAAUAUGGAAGAACAGCUGGACCGGCUAAUGCAACAGCUUCAGGAUUUAGAGGAGUGCAGAGAAGAACUUGAAGAGGAAGAAUAUGAAGAAACCAAAAAAGAGACACUAGAACAGUUGAGCGAGUUCAACGAGUCAUUAAAGAAGUUGAUGUCUGGGAAUAUGACACUAGUUGAUGAACUGGGGGGAAUGCAGCUGGCGAUCCAAGCUGCCAUCAGUCAGGCAUUCAAGACCCCAGAAGUCAUUCGGCUGUUUGCUAAAAAGCAGCCAGGGCAACUGAGGACGAGACUGGCCGAGAUGGACCGUGACGUGAUGGUUGGAAAGCUCCCUCGAGACGUGUACACUCAGCAGAAAGUGGAGAUCCUCACAGCUCUUAGAAAACUUGGCGAGAAGCUGACCACAGAGGAUGAAGCGUUUCUUGCUGCAAAUGCUAGUGCCACUCUGAGCCACUUUGAGAAGGUGACCGCGAGCCUGGGAUCUGAAGAUAAGAUAAUGGCAUUAGCCAGUUCUGGAGUUGAGAAGACCUCGACAUAAAGGUUCAUUAAGAUUGAGUGUGGCCUAAAUGCUGUCUGUGCAUUUUACAGUAUUUACAGUAAUUUUUUUUUUUAACAAUGGUUCCUAUUUUGUACAUUUAGGAACAGAACUGUGAGAUGAAAUCAUGAGGUCACUCAACCUAAAGAUUCAUCUGACAGUUUUCUUAUUGUAUACAUCCUAUACAUUUUAUGUUCGAUUUGUACAUUUUGAUUUGGGUACAGUGGAGGAAAAAAAGUGUUUACAUUUUCUGUGAAAUGUCUCAAACAUUUAUAAAAGCUAAUUUUAGAAUAGUUCUUAUUUUACGAAUACAGAGGGGUAAAAUUGUCAAAAAAGAAAAAGUCCUGAUUCUUUUCAACUUUCUGGUUGUAAAGUAAUUUAUUAACCUGUUGCCAAUAAGCCUUUUUGGUACUAGUAUUUGAUAGUAAAAUAGAUUACUAUGCAUUUUAAUUUUGUUUGUUAGAACUUUUUUUUAAACCAGUGUGAUAUUUGUAAAUACUUUGUAUUUGAAUAUAUUUGGCGAUCAACAUCUUAAAAGUUGUCAGUGUUUUGUCUUUUCUCUCUUUACAGCUUUUCUUUUGUAAUGCAUUUGGUUAAAAAGAUCAAGAACAGGUUUAAUCUCUGCUAAUCCUAUUACAGACUGGAUUGUGAUCUUUGGAAAAGAUUUCUAAACUUUAUUAAAAAUGCCUAAUUUCACAC
Molecule: messenger RNA, 1416 nt
Organism: Puntigrus tetrazona (Sumatra barb)
Lineage: Eukaryota; Metazoa; Chordata; Actinopteri; Cypriniformes; Cyprinidae
Gene: lzic
Product: leucine zipper and CTNNBIP1 domain containing
Exons: 7
Coding region: 148-720 (190 amino acids)
Molecular function (GO): beta-catenin binding
Source: RefSeq, a predicted model, not a curated record